This is a messenger RNA of Aureobasidium pullulans EXF-150, 1775 nucleotides long. RefSeq lists its product as uncharacterized. The coding region runs from base 185 to 1666 and encodes 493 amino acids. The transcript has 2 exons. Lineage: Eukaryota; Fungi; Ascomycota; Dothideomycetes; Dothideales; Saccotheciaceae. The record is from RefSeq and is a predicted model, not a curated record.
GUGACCACUUCCCUAAAAUCCAGGAUGGUUUCGCCAUCCAUGAUCUUGGCUCGCCGUUUGGCCGCCGAAGAGAAACCUUCUACGACACCUGACGCGCUUUCUAUAGAGCUUCCUUCCUCCGCUCGCUCUUCGUCGAGAUGGUGCGUAUGUCGCUCGAGAUAUGAUUUCUGAUCCGACCACAACAAUGUCAACACAGCUGGAGAAUGUCACCACCGAAACUUGUCAGGACUGGAUGCUCAAUGGAGCAAUACCCGAGGCGGACACUGAAAUCUCAGGCAUCGGCGCGAUAUUGGCCUUCCUUCUGAGUGCAUACAUCACGUUCGCCAUUGUGUUGAUCUCAUAUCUUCUGGGCUCUAUUGACACAAGCCUUUUGCGUCCGGUGGAUCUCUACGUCCAUAGAUUGCCAUCUCAGCGACGGACAAGCAUAUCAUGGCACAAAGCGCUGCACCAGUGCGUGCUGCUACUGAGCGAUCAACAAAUUGUCACUGGAAUAGCUGUCUGUAUGGCUGGAUUUAUUGCACUGCAUGGUCGUAUAUCUGUCUAUCACUUCCAGAUUGUGAUCAUGCUGGCCUGGAUGUCAAGCUCCGUCCAUCUGUCGGCACUCACGAUGCUAGGAGAGUACUUUCGGAAGAGACCUGGAGUGCUAGGCUGGCGCAUCGUUGGAAUGCUAGUUCUUCUCAUCCUUCUCUUAGCGGCACUGGCACCGACCAAUUCGAACCUAUGGGCUACCCAGUGGACGCCGGACAGUGAGCAUUAUGAAAAGACUAGUUGGGCUAUCCCAGCUAAAUGCUUCUUCUUUCACACCUGGGGUGAGGGUGUGAAUCCGGAUGCACCUCUUUCAUAUCUCAUCCUGACUUUGUCCUACAUUUGGAAAAUUGGUGCCUUAUUUCGAAGCUCAAGGAAUGUGUUCCAUCGACGUGUCCGCGGACCUUAUGAGUAUUUCUUAGAGCGAAUUCUGCACAAAGAAGCCAUCAAGGCAUCGAAAUGUCGCGGUAAACGUAGGCUAAGCUGGAUAUACUAUGCGACCAUGGUUGUAUACAUCAUACUUUUGGCAUUGUUCGAGUUCAGCGCUUCGUUCGCCGCAUCGCUGUGGCUGUCUUAUGUUGGUCUUGUAUACGGUACAAUUCAGAUCGUAAUCCCGCGCCAGCAAAAUUCUUGGUGGAACAGCAAAGAGAACUCCUGGACUUUUGGUCAGAUAGUUCCGUUGGUGCUGUUGAUCCAACCCAUCGGAGCAAUACUCGAAAAUUACAGAAGCCGAAAUCACAAGGCUAGUUCCGAUCAAGACUCAUUGGCCAGCGAAGAAGAAGCAUAUGAGCUCAAUCUCUCACUCGACAAUGCCCUUUCGUCUAGCCGGAGUAUUCCAAACAGUCUGACCUUUUCGGAAACAUUCGCUGCACUCGAAGUAAUCAGACCGUCUGCACGCUCAUUGGAAGUACUGGAGCACCAAAUGCCAUUCUAUUCGUCAGCUUUGUUCACUACCUUGAUCGCCUGGAUACAGGUCGGCAUAGCAGUCAUUUCAGGCGUAGUAUUCUGGAUAGAUGCUGACAGUAUUGGCUAUGUCUCAAGCCACAACUACUACUUUGUUUUGAUCGGCUUAGGAGGGUUCUCCGGUGUCAUGAUCAUCUGGACUCUAGGUUCUAUACCUUUGAGUCGGGUGUUCAAGUGACCGAUUCAACCAAGACAAUAUUCCGACGCUCUUGAUAAAACUCCAGUAGCGAAUAUGCAUUGAGUCGCGAUGUGGCAUCCAAACCUAGAAAGAGCUUUCGAGAGCGUCG